AUGCAACCAGUGAAUUCAACACAGAAACGUGGUCAUCCACUAGAUGAAAGCGGAGGUUCGAUCAGCAACGGAAGAGGUCUCCGUAAAUAUCCUCGAAGGGGUAUUGACAAUAAUGCACAUAAGCACUCACAUAAUGUACAACCAGAAAUUAAUUUACAAACACAGCAACCAUCGUCUUCGAUGUCGUCAGAUGUAAGACAACAUCAAGAGAUAAAUCAAGAUAAUACGAAUCGUAAACGAAUUUCUUUUAAUCAACUGAAGCACGCGGUAUCGUCUAAUUUACCAUGUUUCUUUAUUGAAUUCACCUCGGAUGCGGAUUGUAAUAGCAUUCCAACAGCUCUUCAUGCAAGUGAUCUUAUACUGAAAGAACUGCAAACCAAUGGUGUUUUAAUCAAUAGAUUUACAUUAGUAGGAUGGGCAGGAAAAAAGCUAAAGUUAGGUGUUAAUAAUAAAGAAGAUUACGCUACUCUCGUCAGUUCGGAUAAAUGGCCAACAAAGAUAAAUGGAAUUGAUAUUGUGGUCGUGAAACCAAAAUAUAUACCUGACUCAUUCGCUCUCGUCGUCCGUUAUGUACCUAGGGAAUUAGAUGAAAAUUUUGUUUCAAAUGAAAUUCAGCGAACAAUUGCUUCUGCAGAUCGUAUUAAACGUAUUCAUUAUUCAUACCAAAGAAGAACAGAUGAUUAUCGAUUCGAAGUGAAAGAUUAUGGUGAAUAUAAUGCUGUGUUGCAACUGGGUCGAAUUGCAAUAGGUCAUUCGUGGUUAUCGAUCACCAAAUUUUAUCCGGGAAAUCGUUUAACUUACUGGACGAAAUGUUGGCGUAUUGGUCAUUUAAGGAACAAAUGCAACUCAGAAAGCAAAUGUCGUAUUUGUCUUGAAAGUCUGAAUGUCAAUACUCCGCAUAUGUGUAAAAAUGUACCGAAAUGUGCUCAAUGUGAUGGAGAUCAUCAUUCGUUGGAUAGUCAAUGUCAAGUUUUAAAAGAAUAUAAAGAUCAAUUAAAGGAAGAUGUCGAAGAUGCCAUACAAAAAGGACUAUUACAGCGAUUCUCACCGCAAGAGAAAGCACCUACAUUUGAACGUCGAGAGCAAGAUUUUCCACCAUUAGCAGCAAGUGAUAAUAAUUCUAAUAAAAAAUGGAAUACUGCGCUACCACGUACAACUGUUGAAUCGAAUAAUUUACGAGCAUCAUAUACUGAUAAAACAAUUGAAUCCAUCAAUGAUAAUCUGACAAAACUAAUUGAUAGUAACAAACGGCUUGAAAAUAAAGUUGAUCUAGUAUCAUCAAGUAUAAAAACCGUUACUCUCGAUAUUCAGCUACAUCAAGCAGUCUUAGCAGAUACUAUCAAUAUGAUGAAAGACUUCAUGCAAUAUGUUAUACCAGCAUCGUUAACUGCUAGCAAAAUUGAAAGAUCAUCUCCUAUAGAUGAAGCUAUGCACCGGCUGAAAACUUGGAAUUUUGCACCUAAAGAUCAGAAAUUAGUAUUAUCUCUUUUAGAUGAAUGGUACAUGGGUAGAACCUUGAACACAGUCUUAGAACAAUGGGGAAAUGCUGGAAUAGCUCCUUCACAAAUCCAAAAAGAACAUAUUAAGUUCCUAUGUUACAAUGUCGAAGGUUGGGGUACGCGUGUGCUUGAAGCUAUUGAUUUAGUGUAUCAAAUUCAAGCUUCUAUUGGUAUAUUUACAGAAGUUGGAGAGUUAUGGAACAUGAGUCGAUUACCACAUUUUAACACGUUCUAUCAAAAGGGUACUAACAAGAAUGGAGGAGUAUGUAUAGCAGUAGGGAAGCAUCUGAAAGCGACGCGCAUCAAGGUUAACAUUCCGAACACAGUUGUCAUUGAUAUAACAGGUCUAUCAGAAUCAGUACGUAUCAUUGGUAUUUACUGGUCCACUAGUCAACAGCGUGAUCUUGAUGAUAUCUUGUCUUAUGUCGUAGAAGGUACCAUACUAUCAGGUGACCUUAAUGCAACAGUCAAGGAAUGGAAUAGUCCAAUAACUGAUAGGAGAGGUGCGCACGUGAAAGAAUGGAUUAAUGAAAAUAAUCUCAAUUACAUUCCAUCAACGUCCAACUCAUCUAAGCGCUCUCUACGUAAUAUAGAUUUGUCGUUCUCUAAUAUGAGUACUAUUUCAAGCGAAACAUUGUUUUUUGGCACUAGUGAUCAUUGGCCGAUUGUGUUAUCGUGUGAGAACAUUUUUUUCGAUAUAAACAGUUUUUUUCCUCAUACAAAUCGGAAGGCAUUUGAAGCAGUAAUAACGCUAUUACAAACAUUCUGGAUGAGAGAACAAAAAAAAAUAGUGCUGAUGAGUGGUACAAACAAUAUAUUCGUUUCAUCGCGGCUGUCAAAAAUAGAGUGACUCAUUGAAAAGAGAGAGAUAAAUAUAAACCAUCAUUACCGGAGUAUAUCAUCGAAAAAUUAAAAGAAAUACGAAAAGUGAGAAAUAGAUAUUAUUAUUUAAGACAUAAGGGAGUUUUUAAUGAGGAAGCGAGGGUGCUACUACGUACAAUGACGAGAGAGACCAAAGUUGAAGUUGCUAAAUACAAAAAUGCUCAAUGGCAAAAUGUUUUGGUUAACAUUCAAACGUCUUACGAUAAAUCAGAUAAAGCGUUUUGGACACACUUAUCUCGCAUUCACAAAUCGCGUACGCUGCCUUUUUAUAAACUUUCGGAUGGCUCUAAAAUAAUAUCAACUCAACAAGAAAUUACAAACGAACUAUAUCAGUAUUACAGUGAACAGUUUAAAGCAUCUGCUCUGGAUUGUUAUAAUGCACAUGAAACUCAUUUAGACAUUGAAUAUAAAGAGUUGUUAAAUAAAUUAAUAAUCUCAAAAGAUAAAGUCGAAAAAACUAGUGUUUGUGAAAUCUCACGAUUAAUUAAAACGUUAAAGCCUAAGAAGUCAGCAGGUUUUGAUUUUGUGUCAAACUUCAUAAUUAAAAAACUUCCUCCAAGUUACAUCGAGUGC
This is a messenger RNA of Rotaria sp. Silwood1, 2954 nucleotides long. The record is from the annotation of a GenBank genome assembly. Lineage: Eukaryota; Metazoa; Rotifera; Eurotatoria; Philodinida; Philodinidae.